This is a messenger RNA of Selaginella moellendorffii, 2914 nucleotides long. RefSeq names its product probable leucine-rich repeat receptor-like protein kinase At5g63930. NCBI's taxonomy places the organism in Eukaryota, Viridiplantae, Streptophyta, Lycopodiopsida, Selaginellales, Selaginellaceae. Gene Ontology annotation, molecular function: protein binding. The transcript has a single exon. The record is from RefSeq and is a predicted model, not a curated record. The coding region runs from base 108 to 2198 and encodes 696 amino acids.
AUUGUCCAAGUCCACAUUCUAUCCCAACACAUAUCGUGUAAACUCUGGCGAAAACUCUUCCACUCUUUGAUGUUCUGAUCCAUCGGUUUGAUUAAAGAGUAUCGGCCAUGUCUCUCGCGGAUUUGCUGCUGCCUUUGUUUCUACUCGUCUUUCUCACAACAUCCCGGUCACAGUGCCCCACGAAUCCAUCCACAAUCGUGAACGACACACAGGUUCUUCUCUCUCUCCGUGACAGGCUUGGCAUCAAAGCGUGGAACGAGACCGCCAAUCCAAGAGCAUGGCGCGGUGUGGAGUGGAGCUCGGACAACCGAGUGGAGGGCCUCAAUAUGUCCAGGUUAAAUCUCUCGGGAGUUCUUCCUUCCAUCUGGGCCGAGCUUCCAUCGCUGGCUCGCUUGGACCUCUCGCAAAACGGCCUCUCCUCGCUGGAAGUCCCUGGUUGCAAGAACACGCAGCUCAAGCUCCUCAACUUGAGCUCCAAUUCUCUGCAAGAGGUCCCGGCAAACCUCUCCAGCCUCGAGAGCUUAGAAAGCCUGGACCUCAGUGCGAAUUUCUUAACAGUGCUCGGUGUUCCAAAGUUUAGCUCCACGCUGCGAUCGCUCAACCUGUCCAUCAACAACUUGAAUGGGAGCGUUUCCAUCGGUGGCAACCUGGGACUGGAGGCACUGGAGCUCUCGCACAACGGACUCAGCGGCUCCAUUCCAGAAACUUUCGGGGAGAUGACGAACUUGACGCGCCUGGACAUAUCGUUUAACAGGUUUAGAGGAGAUCUUCCAGAUAUUUGGAGCAAGAACUUGGAGCUCAGGUACUUGGAUAUCUCCAACAAUUCGCUCCAGGGUGGUUUGCCACCGAGCUUGCGAAGGCUACGCAAGCUCUCGGUUUUAAGCGCUGGAAACAACUUUCUCUCCGGGCCACUGGAGCUGGAAGAUGGCGACUUUGCGAGCAUCGAGACUUUGCACCUCUUGCGAAACAUGUUUAACGGGACGGUACCAGCGAGGGUGGGAAGCUUGACGAACUUGAGGGUGCUGGUUCUCAUGUGGAAUCGUUUCAGUGGCACUAUACCUCCGGAGCUAGGAAACUGCUCGAACAUCAGAGAGAUAUGGCUCAACGGCAAUGACUUGACUGGAACCAUCCCAGGCGAGCUCUCGAAGCUGUCGCAUCUCCAGCAGCUAGUUCUCAACGGCAACGACAUCGGUGGGGAGCUCCCUUCUGGACUCUCCAACUGCACGGAGCUGGUCGUUCUCUGGCUGGAGCAGAACAAGUUUUCUGGAAAUCUCCCGGACAGCUUUGCGAGCUUGAGCCGCCUGCUCAUUCUCUCGCUCUCCGGCAAUGAUCUCGUCGGUUCCAUCCCGGCCUCCUACGGCAAGAUGAGCUCGCUGAUCGGCCUCGACGUUGGAUCGAACAACCUCUCUGGAGAAGUUCCGGCCAUGCUGCAAAACGUCUCGACUUUGCAGUUCCUCUUCCUCUCAGACAACAGCUUCAGCGGCUCCAUCCCGGACUGGCUCCCCCGGCUCAGGAACUUACGAGCCAUGGACUUCUCGCUUAACAGGUUCUCGGGCAAGAUACCGGCAAGCAUCGGCCGACUGUUCGCCAACGUCCAGCUCUACAACAUGAGCACCACCACCCCGCUGGUUCACGCGCAAAGCCUCGUCUACACCGGCUUCGCCUUCCCGACAACCAUAGACUUCUCCUCCAACCAGCUGAGUGGAAGCAUUCCGGCGGCCAUCGGCGACCUCUACAAUCUCCAGGUGCUGGACCUGAGCCACAACCGGCUAAUCGGUCCCAUUCCCGAGUCCCUGGGAAACGCAAGGAAUCUCUCCAGGGUGGCGCUCGCGAGCAAUCGUCUCAAUGGCUCCAUACCAACGUCCGUGGCGGACCUCUCGUUUCUCACCGUCUUCGACGUCUCCAACAACAGCCUGGUGGGACGGAUACCUGACAGCCCGCAACUCUCGUCCAUGGACGCGGCUCUCUUCGCGGGAAACCAGCUCUGUGGCUUGCCACUGAUCAACACCUGUUCGAGCACUGCUCCGCCGCAUAGGCCUAGAAGAGACGGACAAGGUGGUAGCGAACAGGACCAAGGAGGUGUGACAACACUUGUCAGCGUCGCCAUCUUCGUGGCAGCCUUCUUCUACGCGCUCUUCUGGACUUUCCUAUGUACUUUGCAGCAACCCUGUAUAAUCUUGAGCCCCGCGCUCCGAUAGAUGCUCGCCAUCAGAACGUACGCAGCCAGAGUCUUUCUCGUUGAUCUUCGUCAGUGCCUCGAACGCAAUCCUCCCCAUUUCCACGUUCUUCCACUUACGGCAGGCCCCGACGACGCUCCUCCAAACCAUAGCGUCCGCUCUCAAAGGCAUGGUCUCGAGGACUUUCACGGCCACUUCCAGUCGGUUUGCAAGCCCGAAGAGAUCCACCAAGCUGCUGUAGUGAUGAAUUCUGCAAACAAUCUAUUGCCUGGAUAACUCCCUGCCUCGUUCAACCAGGCCGCCGUGGCUGCAAGCAGUGAUGACCGAGACAAACGUGAUCGCGUUUGCUCCCACGCCAUCUUCUCGCAUCUCGCGAAAGGCUUCGAACACGAGCGACGCGUCGCCCUGUUGGCCGAUUCCUGUGAUCAGUGCAUUCCAGGCGACGAUAUCUCGGACUGCCAGAGAUCCAAACAACUGCUCGGCCGCCUCCGCACUAACCGUAGAAGUUUACCAUGCACGUCCCCACAACUUGGUUGUCUUCCAGCCCACGCCUGUAAAGCUCAGCCUGGAUUUUCCUGGACCCAACGUUCCCACAGGCCGUAAGUCCCGCUACAAGAGUCCGAGUGUUUGGAGCACAGUCCAUGCUCUCCAAGAGUUCCAGCCCGAGCUCACUCUCACAUCAAGCUCGUCCAAACGACAACGUCCCGGCUACGCAUGCCUUUGAAAACUGCUCGAGC